UCAAAAGUUCGUAAUUUAUCGCAACGCAAGCAGCAGCAAAAUUACGGAGGUGUAUUUUUUCGCUUUUUAAGAGAAUUUAAGCCGGUUAACGAACGGCAAAAUUAGUUUAAAUGUAUAAUAAACUACUUUUGGGUGUAGUGCUGGUAGUUUGCUUACAAAUAGUUAGUUCUCAGGCACAAUCGUACGAGGACAAACGAUGUAAGUGCAUAUGUCCCAGCAUCAAAUCGGUGAACAACAACACCGAGGAUGACUCCGAUCGCAUGUUGAUCAUCGACAAUGUGCCCCCGAACAAAUGCAACUGCGAUGGGGUCAUUCUUCCGCGACUUGCCGAAAAGAUCAAAGGCAAAGAGCAGGAGUUUUGUCCACGGUGUGACUGCAAGUACGAAAACCGAAACACCACGAUCAUCAAGGUGGUCGUAAUCAUCGUCAUCUGGAUCAUUUCGCUGUUGGUGAUCUACAUGCUGUUCCUUAUGUGCCUGGAUCCGCUGUUGAACAAGCGCGUCAAAGCAAAUUACCAGGAGCACACGAAUGAAGAUGAUGACACUACGGUUGCCGUGGGUAAUCACAGUCAAGACAUGCAAGUUCGUGAUGGCAAUGUGCUGAAUCGAGUGGGCCACUCGCAGGACAAGUGGAAGCGGCAGGUACGAGAACAGCGUCGCAAUAUCUACGAUCGGCAUACCAUGCUCAACUGAAGAUCUUUCGAGUGGGGAAGUGCACUUAGUGUACUUAGCUUAAUCCAUUUAUCAUAUUGUAAUUGUUAGAAGAAAAGACUUUGGCUAAAUGAAUCAUAAUUAAUAUAACAUUA
Molecule: messenger RNA, 805 nt
Organism: Aedes albopictus (Asian tiger mosquito)
Lineage: Eukaryota; Metazoa; Arthropoda; Insecta; Diptera; Culicidae
Exons: 4
Coding region: 111-692 (193 amino acids)
Cellular component (GO): lysosomal membrane
Source: RefSeq, a predicted model, not a curated record